Molecule: messenger RNA, 1141 nt
Organism: Peromyscus maniculatus bairdii (prairie deer mouse)
Lineage: Eukaryota; Metazoa; Chordata; Mammalia; Rodentia; Cricetidae
Gene: Or8u3
Product: olfactory receptor family 8 subfamily U member 3
Biological process (GO): G protein-coupled receptor signaling pathway
Cellular component (GO): membrane
Molecular function (GO): olfactory receptor activity; G protein-coupled receptor activity
Source: RefSeq, a predicted model, not a curated record
UAAAAUACACAUCAUCUUCCAGAAUUGAUGGCUGAAGUGAACAUCUCCUAUGUCACUGAGUUCAUCCUCAAGGGGAUCACAGACCGGCCAGAACUCCAGGCCCCAUGUUUUGUGAUGUUUCUGACAAUCUAUCUGGUCACAGUCCUAGGCAACGUUGGGUUGAUUAUUAUUAUCAGGGUUGAUUCUCGACUCCACACACCUAUGUACUUCUUCCUCAGUCACCUGGCCUUUGUUGACCUCUGUUACUCGUCGGCCAUCACACCAAAGAUGAUGGUGAACUUUGUGGUGGAGCACAACACUAUCCCUUUCCAUGCUUGUGCUACACAGCUGGGCUGCUUUCUUACCUUCAUGAUCACAGAGUGUUUCCUUCUAGCCUCUAUGGCUUAUGAUCGCUACGUGGCCAUCUGCAGCCCCCUGCAUUAUUCAACAGUGAUGUCGAAGAGAGUGUGCAUUCAGUUAGUGGCAGUUCCUUAUGUGUACAGCUUUCUAGUUGCCCUUUUCCAUACAAUCAUCACCUUUCGCUUAACAUACUGUGGGCCUAAUGUAAUCAAUCACUUCUACUGUGACGAUCUUCCCCUCUUAGCCCUGUCCUGCUCAGACACACACAUGAAGGAAAUUCUCAUCUUUGCUUUCGCUGGCUUUGAUAUGAUCUGCUCCUCUUCCAUAGUCCUUACCUCCUAUCUCUUUAUCAUUGCUGCCAUCCUGAGAAUCCGCUCUACCCAGGGGCGACGCAAGGCCAUCUCCACCUGCGGCUCCCACAUGGUGGCUGUUACUAUUUUCUAUGGCACGCUCAUCUUCAUGUAUCUACAGCCCAAAUCAAACCACUCUCUGGACACAGACAAAAUGGCUUCAGUGUUUUACACAGUGGUGAUCCCCAUGUUGAAUCCCCUUAUCUACAGUCUAAGGAACAAAGAGGUAAAAGAAGCCUCUAAGAAAGCUUUAGAUAAAGGGUAUGAAACCUUAAAAAUAUUAAAGUUAAGAAAAUAAGGACAGCAUGUUUUAUUAUGUAUGUGCAGGAAAAUAAAUCAAACUUUCAAUUGUAUUUCUUUUCCAAGCAGUUGAAAAUACCUUUCUUACUUGAACAGACUUAGACAUUUUUUGUGAUGUUCCAAGCAGAUCAUGGGAUAUCAGUAUGAUAGAU